Messenger RNA from Myxocyprinus asiaticus (Chinese sucker), 15566 nucleotides. RefSeq names its product ryanodine receptor 3-like. Gene Ontology annotation, cellular component: sarcolemma; smooth endoplasmic reticulum; sarcoplasmic reticulum membrane. The coding region runs from base 92 to 14755 and encodes 4887 amino acids. The record is from RefSeq and is a predicted model, not a curated record. The transcript has 105 exons. Gene Ontology annotation, molecular function: protein binding; ryanodine-sensitive calcium-release channel activity; calcium ion binding. Gene Ontology annotation, biological process: intracellular calcium ion homeostasis; calcium ion transmembrane transport. NCBI's taxonomy places the organism in Eukaryota, Metazoa, Chordata, Actinopteri, Cypriniformes, Catostomidae.
AGUGUCGGUGUGCGGCGCGUUUCUAUGGCUGCGGUGGAUUGACGGAGCGCAGCGGCAGCAGCAGCCGGGCUCUGAGCGCUCUUCAUCGGCCAUGGCGGAAAGCGGAGACGCGGAGGACGAGAUUCAGUUCUUGCGGACCGAUGAUGAGGUGGUCCUGCAGUGUGUUGCCUGCAUUCAGAAAGAGAACCGUAAAUUCUGUCUGAGCGCUGAGGGUUUGGGGAACCGACUUUGUUACCUGGAGCCCACGUCAGAAGCCAAGUAUGUUCCUCCAGAUCUGUGUAUCUGUAGUUUUGUGCUGGAGCAGUCGCUGUCUGUGCGUGCGCUACAGGAGAUGCUCGCCAAAACCGGACAAAACAACGACCAGUUUGUUAGAAAGGCGGCGCAGGGCGGAGGUCACAGGACGUUACUGUACGGUCACGCUGUCCUGCUCAGGCACUCCUUCAGUGGAAUGUAUCUGACCUGCUUGAAGACCUCAAGAUCUAUGACAGAUAAAUUGUCUUUUGAUGUGGGACUGCAAGAGGACUCGACAGGAGAGGCGUGCUGGUGGACGAUUCAUCCUGCGUCUAAACAGAGAUCAGAGGGUGAGAAAGUUCGAAUUGGAGAUGAUCUCAUACUCGUCAGUGUUUCAUCUGAACGAUAUCUACAUCUGUCCAUAUCCAAUGGCAACAUCCAGGUGGACGCGUCCUUCAUGCAGACACUGUGGAACGUCCAUCCCACCUGCUCCGGGAGCAACGUGGAGGAAGGAUACCUUCUUGGUGGUCAUGUGAUGCGUCUUUUUCACGGCCACGAUGAAGUGCUGACAAUCCCAGGAUCUGAUCAGAGUGAGGAAGAGCAGAGGAUAGUGAACUAUGAGACUGGUAAAGCUGGAACUAAAGCUCGAUCUCUCUGGAGACUGGAACCGUUACGGAUCAGUUGGUGUGGAAGUCACAUCCGCUGGGGCCAACCCUUUCGUCUGCGUCACCUGACCACUGGUCACUACCUGGCGCUGUCCGAAGACAGAGGAGUCAUGCUGCAGGAGAGAGAGAGAUCGGACACCACGUCCACUGCAUUCUGCUUCAGAGCUUCAAAGGAAAAGUUGGAAUGCACUGUGAAGCGUGAUGUGGAGGGGAUGGGUGUAGCAGAAAUCAAAUAUGGAGACUCUCAGUGUUUCGUGAUGCAUGUGGCAACGGGACUGUGGCUGUCUUAUCAAGCGCCAGACGUCAAAUCGGCUCGACUGGGACCUCUCAAACGACGAGCGUGUCUUCAUUCAGAGGGACACAUGGAUGACGGUUUGACGUUACAACGUUGUCAACAUGAAGAGUCACGAGCUGCUCGAAUCAUCCGCAACACCACACGACUCUUCAGUUGCUUCAUCAGAGAACUGGACCGUUUGAGUGGUACGAACCGUGUGUGCGUGCUUCUGCCCAUCGAAGAGGUUCUUCAGACGCUCAAUGAUCUCAUCACGUACUUCAGACUGCCCGAAGCCGAGCUGGAACAUGAGAAGAAACAGAUCAAACUGCGUUCACUAAUGAACCGUCAGAAUCUCUUCAAACAGGAGGGGAUGCUGUCUCUGGUGUCUUACUGCAUCGAUCGGUUGAGUGUUUAUAACAGUGCGGCUCAUUUCAGUGAGUGUGCGGGUGAAGAGGCCAGUGCGGCGUGGAAAGACAUUCUCAACCUGCUCUACGAGCUGCUGGCCGCUCUCAUCAGAGGAAACAGGAAUAACUGUACACAGUUCUCACAGAAUCUGGAUUGGCUGGUCAGUAAACUGGAGAGACUGGAGUCUUCUUCAGGGAUCUUGGAGGUUCUUCACUGUAUUCUGAUUGAGAGUCCUGAAGCUCUGAACGUCAUCCAGAGAGGACACAUAAAGACCAUCAUCUCGCUGCUCUAUAAACACGGACGCAACCACAAGAUCCUGGACGUUCUCUGCUCUCUCUGUGUGUGUAACGGAGUCGCUGUCAGAGCCAAUCAGAAUCUGAUCUGUGAUCACCUGCUGCCCAAACGAGACCUGCUCCUGCAAACACGAUUGGUCAACGACGUACAAAGCAUGCGGCCCAAUAUCUUCGUAGGCGUCAGUGAAGGUUCAGCCCAGUACAGGAAGUGGUACUUUGAGCUGGUGAUCGAUCAGGUGGAUCAUUUCAUGACGGGCGAGCCGUCACACCUGCGGGUGGGCUGGGCAUCCACUAAAGGUUACGCCCCUUACCCGGGCGGAGGAGAGGGGUGGGGGGGCAACGGGGUCGGUGAUGAUCUCUACUCCUACGGCUUUGAUGGACUCCACCUGUGGUCAGGACGGAUUCCACGGACCGUUGCGUCAGUCAAGCAGCACAUGUUAAUGUCUGAUGAUGUGGUCAGCUGUUGUAUGGAUCUGAACGCUCCCAGUAUCUCCUUCAGGAUCAAUGGACAGCCCGUGCAGGGAAUGUUCGAGAACUUCAACAUCGAUGGGCUGUUUUUCCCCGUGGUCAGCUUCUCCGCUGGGGUCAAGGUGCGUUUCCUGUUAGGUGGUCGUCAUGGAGAUUUUAAGUUCCUGCCUCCGUCGGGUUACGCGCCGUGUUAUGAAGCUCUGCUGCCGAAGGAGAAGAUGCGAGUCGAGCCGGUGAAAGAGUACAAGAGAGACGCCGAUGGAGUGAGAGACUUACUGGGCAACACACACUUCACCUCACAGGCAUCGUUCAUACCCAAACCUGUGGACACAUCACAGAUCGUCAUGCCUCCUCAUCUGGAGAAGGUUCGAGAUCGUUUGGCUGAAAACAUCCAUGAGCUGUGGGGCGUGAACAAGAUCGAGCUGGGCUGGUCGUACGGGAAGAUCAGAGAAGAUAAUAAGCGUCAGCACCCAUGUCUGGUGGAAUUCUCCAAACUGCCUGAAACUGAGAAGAACUACAACUUACAGAUGUCGACAGAAACACUCAAGACUGUACUGGCUUUGGGUUGUCAUGUUGUUCAGGUGAAACUGAAUGCUGAAGAGGAACUGAAGAAACUCAAACUUCCAAAGAACUAUUUGAUGUCUAAUGGAUAUAAACCCACACCGCUGGAUCUGUCUGAUGUGAAACUGACCCCGGCUCAGGAGCUGCUGGUGGACAAACUGGCGGAGAACGCUCAUAAUGUCUGGGCCAAAGACCGCAUCAAACAGGGCUGGACCUACGGCAUACAACAGGAUGUGAAAAGCAAGCGUAACCCUCGUCUGGUGCCAUAUGCUUUACUCGAUGAGCGCACCAAGAAGUCGAACCGUGACAGCCUCAGGGAGGCCAUACGCACUCUCAUUGGAUACGGAUACAACAUCGAGCCGCCUGACCAAGAUGCUGGUCAUGUGGUGGAGCGGUUGAGUAUUGAUAAGAUCCGGUUCUUCCGUGUGGAGCGGACAUACGCAGUGAAGACCGGUAAAUGGUAUUUUGAGUUUGAGGCGGUGACGGGAGGAGACAUGAGGGUCGGGUGGGCUCGACCCGGCUGUAAACCUGAUGUAGAACUCGGUACAGAUGAUCAGGCGUACGUGUUUGAUGGUUAUCGGGGUCAUCGGCUCCACAUGGGCAGCCGUCUGUUUGGCCGCUGUUGGCACGCUGGUGACGUGGUUGGCUGUAUGAUCAACAUGGAGGACAAAUCAAUGAUCUUCACCCUCAACGGAGAAAUCCUGAUCACUAACAAGGGCUCUGAACUCUGUUUCGCUGACUUUGACAGUAAUGAUGGUUUCAUCCCCGUGUGUAGUUUGGGUCUGUGUCAGGUUGGUCGUAUGAAUCUCGGUAAAGACGCCAGCACGUUUAAAUACUACACCAUGUGUGGACUGCAGGAGGGCUUUGAACCAUUUGCCGUCAACAUGAAUCGUGAGGUCACCAUGUGGUUUAGUAAACGUCUGCCGACCUUCUUCAACGUGCCAAAAGAUCACAAGCACAUAGCGGUCACCAGAAUCGACGGGACUAUCGACAGCCCACCGUGUCUGAAGGUCUCCCAUAAGAUGUUUGGCACUCAGAACAGUAACGCUGACAUGGUGUUCUGCAGAUUGAGUAUGCCCGUCGAGUUUCACUCCAGCUUCAAGAGCAGCAUCUACGCUCACGUGAACGGAGUGCAUGAGGAGGAACCGCUCAAACUCAAACACAGGUAUCCCGUGAAGUCAAUGAAACACUCAGAUGAAGGAAGGAGAACUGACUACAGCAACAUCACUACAUAUUAUUAUUCAGUGCGAGUAUUCGCUGGUCAAGAUCCAUCAUGCGUGUGGGUUGGUUGGGUCACCCCUGACUACCAUUACUAUAGCAACCACUUCAAUCUCGGCAAGAACCGUACUGUAACGGUUACCCUUGGAGACGAGAGGGGCCGCGUGCACGAGAGUGUGAAGAGGAGUAACUGUUACAUGGUUUGGGGUGGUGAUGUCAACAGUGCUGCUCAUUCCACCAGCAGGAGUAAUGUGGAUCUAGAGAUUGGAUGCCUUAUUGAUUUGGCAACGGGGCUGUUAGCUUUCACAGUCAAUGGCAAAGAACUUCCGAGCUCAUAUCAGGUGGAGCCCAGUACUAAACUCUUUCCUGCUGUGUUUGUACGGCCAACGAGUUCCAGUCUGUUCCAGUUUGAACUGAGCAAAAUCAAGAAUGCGAUGCCCAUUUCCUCUGCCAUCUUUAAGAGUGAGCACAAGAAUCCUGUUCCUCAAUGUCCACCUCGUCUGGACGUCCAGACCAUCAAUUCAGUGCUGUGGAGCCGAAUGCCAAACACAUUCCUGAAGGUGGAGACGACUCGCGUCAGUGAGAGACACGGAUGGAUGGUGCAGUGUCUGGAGCCGCUACAGAUGCUCGCUGUACACAUUCCAGAGGAGAACCGGUGUGUGGAUAUUAUGGAGUUAUCUGAACAAGAAGACUUGCGUAAAUUCCACUAUCACACACUGAAACUCUACUGCGCUCUGUGUGCACACGGAAACACGCGUGUAGCUCAUGCCCUCUGCAGCCAUCUCGACCAAUCACAGCUCCUGUACACCAUCGACAACCAAUACCUGUCAGGCAUGCUUCGUGAGGGCUUCUACAACGUUCUCAUCAGUGUGCACCUGGAGACGGCCCGGGCCGCUCGCCUCAUGAUGAACAACGAGUUCAUCGUCCCCAUCACCGCCGAGACGCGCAGCAUUCGACUCUUUCCUGAUGCGUCCAAACGGCACCAGCCUCCAGGCGUCGGCCUCAGCACCUCCCUCAAACCCAGACUCAACUUUGCUCCACCCUGUUUCAUAAGCACCAAACGUGACCAGCACCUGUACAGUCCUGAAGUCCCAUUGGACAUUCUGAAGGAGAAGGCCAUCAGCAUGCUGACGGAGGCGGUGCAGGGUGGAGGGGAUCACAUUAGAGACCCUGUCGGUGGGAGUGUGGAGUAUCAGUUCGUGCCCAUUCUACGGCUCAUUAGCACGCUGCUGACGAUGGCCGUCCUGACCAGCGAUGACGUGCACAAGAUCUUACUGCUCAUUGAGCCCAAUGUGUUUGGAGAACAGAUGGUUGAAGGACUGAGAGAUGCGACAAUGAAAGAAGGUCUGACUGGAGCCGAAGAGAAAGCUGUGGAAGCAGGAGAGGAAGAAGCUAAAGACAGUAAAGUUCUGAUGAAGGGACUGCUGGAGAAGAAACUACCAGAGUCUGUUAAACGACAGAUGUGUGAACUCCUGCAUUAUUUCUGUGACUGUGAGUUGAGACAUCGGAUUGAAGCCAUCGUGUCGUUCUCUGAUAGUUUCGUCUCAAAGCUGCAGUACAACCAGAAGUUUCGUUAUAAUGAGCUGAUGCUCGCUUUGAACAUGUCUGCUGCCGUCACUGCCAAAAAGACCAAAGAGUUUCGCUCGCCGCCGCAGGAACAGAUUAACAUGCUGUUGAACUUUAAUAUGGGUGAAGAUUGUCCGUGCCCAGGAGACAUACAGGAAGAACUGUAUGACUUUCACAGCGAACUGCGACUGCACUGCGGAGUUCCAGUGGAGGAGGACGAGGAAGAUCUGGACUCAUCCAUUAAAGGUCGACUGCUCGCUCUCGUCUAUAAGAUCAAAGGUCAACCACAGAAAUCUGAAACACAGCCCACAGAGAAAGAGCAGACCGCUCCCUCGAAUCUGAAGGAGUUGAUCUCUCAGACGAUGGUGAGCUGGGCUCAGGAGACUCACAUUCAGGACCCAGAGCUGGUGCGAGUGAUGUUCAGUCUGCUCAGGAGACAGUACGACAGCAUCGGCGAGCUGCUCCGGGCCAUGAGGAAAACCUACACCAUCAGCGCCGGCUCUGUACAAGACACCAUCCACCUGCUCGCAUCGCUGGGACAGAUCCGAUCGCUGCUCAGUGUCCGCAUGGGCAAAGAGGAGGAGCAACUCAUGAUUGACGGCCUGGGUGACAUCAUGAAUAAUAAAGUGUUCUACCAGCAUCCAAACCUCAUGAGAGUUCUGGGGAUGCACGAGACCGUCAUGGAGGUGAUGGUGAAUGUACUGGGAGGAGGAAAAUCACAGGAAAUUGCUUUUCCUAAAAUGGUGGCGAGCUGCUGUCGCUUCCUGUGUUACUUCUGUCGAAUCAGUCGUCAGAAUCAGAAGGCCAUGUUUGAUCAUCUGAGUUAUCUGCUGGAGAACAGCAGUGUUGGACUGGCGUCUCCGUCCAUGAGAGGUUCGACACCUUUAGAUGUUGCUGCUUCAUCUGUGAUGGAUAAUAACGGUCUGGCUCUUGCGCUGGAGGAACCCGACCUGGACAAGGUUGUGACGUAUCUGGCGGGUUGUGGACUGCAGAGUUGUCCCAUGCUCAUAGCUAAAGGAUAUCCAGAUAUCGGCUGGAACCCUAUUGAGGGAGAACGAUACCUCUCCUUCCUGCGAUUCGCUGUGUUUGUCAACGGUGAGAGUGUGGAGGAAAAUUCCAGUGUGGUGGUGAAGCUUCUGAUUCGUCGACCGGAGUGUUUUGGCCCCGCCCUGCGAGGAGAGGGGGGAAACGGGCUGCUUGCGGCCAUGAAGGAAGCUAUUAAGAUCUCAGAGAACCCAUCGCUGGAUCUGCCCAGUACAGGCCCGGGUCACGCUUCAGACGUAUCCACUGAGGGUGAGGAGGAAGAGGAAGUGGUUCACAUGGGAAAUGCGAUUUUGUCCUUCUACUCGGCUCUGAUCGAUCUGUUAGGCCGUUGUGCUCCUGAGAUGCACUUGAUCAAUAAGGGUAAAGGUGAAGCUCUGAGGAUUCGUGCCAUCCUAAGGUCUCUCGUACCAACUGAGGAUCUGGUUGGCAUCAUUAGUAUUCCUCUGAAGAUGCCGGUGCUCAAUAAAGAUGGCAGUGUGACGGAGCCCGACGUGUCUGCCACUUUCUGCCCGGACCACAAGGCCCCUAUGGUGCUGUUUUUGGACCGUGUUUAUGGUAUAGAGGAUCAGAGCUUCCUUUUGCAUCUGUUAGAGGUCGGCUUCCUGCCUGACCUUAGAGCAUCCGCCUCACUGGACACGGAAGCUCUCCGGACGACUGAAACGGCUCUGGCGAUGAAUCGGUACAUUGGUUCUGCCAUGUUGCCUCUGCUCACCCGCUGUGCCCCUCACUUCUCUGGCACAGAGCAUCACGCCAUGCUCAUCGACUCGACUCUCUACACCAUCUACAGACUGUCCAAGGGCUGUUCACUCACCAAAGCCCAGAGAGACGCUAUAGAGGAGUGUUUACUCGCCGUCUGCAAGUACCUGAGACCGUCCAUGUUGCAGCAUCUUCUGCGUCGGCUGGUGUUUGAUGUGCCGCUGUUAUCGGAAUACUGUAAGAUGCCACUGAAGUUGUUGACGAAUCAUUACGAGCAGAACUGGAAGUAUUACUGUCUGCCCUCGGGAUGGGGCAGUUACGGUCUGGCGUCUGAGGAAGAACUUCUGCUCACCAAGAAAAUCUUCUGGGGCAUCUUUGAUUCGCUCUCUCAAAAGAAGUAUGAACAGGAGCUGUUUAAAAUGGCCAUGCCGUGUCUGAGUGCCAUUGCUGGAGCUCUUCCGCCGGACUAUAUCGACUCGUCUCUCAGCACCACACUGGAGAAACCGGUGUCUGUAGACGCACAGGGAAACUUCGAGCCCAAACCCAUUAACACGGCCAACAUCUGUCUGCCUGAAAAACUGGAACACAUUGCAAACAAAUAUGCAGAACAUUCCCAUGAGAAAUGGUCCUCUGAGAAGGUGAUUCUGGGCUGGAAAUAUGGAGAGAAUAUUGAUGAAAAAGCCAAAACGCACUCAAUGCUCAGAUCAUACAAAUCACUCACAGAGAAGGAGAAAGAGGUUUAUCGCUGGACGGUGCGUGAGUCAUUGAAGAGCAUGUUAGCGAUGGGUUGGAGUAUCGACAGAACUAAAGAAGGAGAAUCCAUGUUUCAGCAGAGAGAGAUUGAGAAGAUGCGGCGAAUAUCACAAGCGUCUCAGGGUAACAGCUUCAGUCCAGCUCCACUAGACAUGAGCAACGUCCUGCUGUCAAGAGAACUUCAGUCGAUGGUUGAAGUUGUGGCUGAAAACUAUCACAACAUCUGGGCAAAGAAAAAGAAGAGUGAGCUGGGAACAAGAGGUGGAGGAACUCAUCCUCUGCUGGUGCCGUAUGACACACUCACAGCUAAAGAGAAAGCCAAAGAUCGAGAGAAAGCUCAAGACCUGUUCAGAUUUCUGCAGAUUAAUGGAUACGCCAUCACCAGAGGUUUGAAGGAUAUGGAACAAGAUUCUUCCUCCAUGGAGAAACGCUUCGCCUAUAAAUUCCUGAAGAAGUUGCUGAAAUAUGUCGACUCAGCUCAGGAGUUUAUUGCUCACCUCGAGGCGAUGGCCACCAGUGGAAAGAACGACAAAUCACCACAUGAACAAGAAAUCAAGUUCUUUGCGAAGGUGCUCCUCCCCCUCAUUGAUCAGUACUUUAAAAACCACUCCCUCUACUUCCUGUCAUCGCCCACUAAGAAUCUGAGCAGCAGUGGAUACGCAUCUAAUAAAGAGAAAGAGAUGGUCACCAGUCUGUUCUGUAAGCUGGCCGCUCUGGUUAGACACAGGAUUUCUCUCUUUGGAAGUGACUCCACCACUAUUGUCAGCUGUCUGCAUAUUCUCGCACACACACUGGACACCAGGACGGUUAUGAAGUCCGCUUCUGAGCUGGUUAAAGCCGGUUUGAGGACGUUCUUUGAGAAUGCCGCUGAAGAUCUGGAGAAGACCCUGGAGAACCUGAAGCUGGGGAAGUUCACUCACUCUCGCAGUCAGAUGAAGGGAGUGUCACAGAACAUCAACUACACGACCGUCGCUCUGCUGCCCAUCCUCACGGCACUGUUUGAACACAUCACUGAACAUCAGUUUGGAUCAGACCUGCUGUUGGAUGAUGUCCAGGUGUCGUGUUAUCGAAUCCUGACCAGUUUGUACUCGCUGGGGACGGGAAAAAAUAUCUAUGUGGAGAGGCAGCUUCCAGCGUUGGGCGAGUGUUUGGCGACUCUUGCGGGUGCGAUGCCCGUGGCGUUUUUAGAACCGCAGUUGAACAAACACAACACCUGUUCUGUGUUCAACACCAAGACAUCUCGUGAACGAGCCAUUCUAGGAAUGCCGGAGUGUGUGGAUGAGAUGUGUCCUGAUAUGCCUCGUCUGGAUGGUUUGAUGAAGGACAUUAAUGACAUGUCAGAGUCGGGCGCUAGAUACACUGAGAUGCCGCACGUCAUUGAGGUGGUGCUGCCCAUGCUGUGUAACUAUCUGUCGUACUGGUGGGAGCGUGGACCAGAGAACCGCUGUGAGAGCGCCGCCGUCUGUAGCACCACCGUCACGUCUGAACAUCUGAGUGUCAUCCUCGGGAACAUCUUAAAGAUCCUCAACAGUAAUCUGGGCAUCGACGAGGCAUCCUGGAUGAAACGCAUCGCAGUUUAUGCUCAGCCGAUCAUCAGUAAAGCACGAGCAGACCUGCUGAAGACUCACUUCCUACCCACACUGGAGAAACUGAAGAAGAAGACGGUGAAAGUGGUGAUGGAGGAGGAGCUUCUGAAAGCCGAUGGCAAAGGCGACACCCAGGAGGCGGAGCUUCUCAUUCUCGAUGAGUUUGCGGUGCUGUGCAGAGAUCUGUACGCAUUCUAUCCGAUGCUUAUCCGCUACGUAGACAACAACAGGUCUCGUUGGCUGAAGGAACCCGACGCCGAUUCAAACGAACUCUUCAGGAUGGUGGCAGAGAUUUUCAUCCUGUGGUGCAAAUCACACAAUUUCAAAAGGGAAGAGCAGAACUUUGUUGUUCAGAAUGAAAUUAAUAAUCUGUCCUUUCUCACCGGUGACAGUAAAACCAAACUGGCAAAGUCGUUUCUUCCGAAGUCUGGAGGUCAGGAUCAGGAGAGGAAACACAAGAAGCGUCGUGGAGAUUUUUACUCCAUCCAAACGUCUCUGAUCGUCUCAGCUCUGAAGAAGAUGCUGCCCAUCGGUCUAAACAUGUGCACGCCCGGCGAUCAGGAGCUCAUCCUACUCGCCAAGACACGAUACAGCCUGAAAGACACGGAUGACGAAGUGAAGCAGCAUAUCAGACAGAACCUGCACCUGCAGGAAAAGUCUGAGGACCCCGCUGUUCGCUGGCAGCUCAAUCUUUACAAGGACGUGAUCGUGAAGACCGAGGAAACUUCAGAUCCAGAGAGAACGGUUGAGAGAAUCCAGAGUAUCUCAGCCGCUGUGUUUCAUCUGGAGCAGGUUGAGCAGCCGUUAAGAUCUAAGAAGUGUGUUUGGCAGAAGUUGUUGUCUAAACAGCGUAAGCGAGCUGUGGUGGCGUGUUUCAGAAUGGCACCACUUUAUAACCUGCCCAGGCAUCGCUCGAUUAACCUGUUCCUCACGGGUUAUCAGAGACUGUGGAUAGAAGCAGAGAUGUACUCGUUUGAGGAGAAACUAGUGCAGGAUCUCGCAAAGACACAGCCGAAGUCUGAUGAAGAGGAGGAGGAGAUCACAGACACUCAACCAGACCCUCUUCAUCAACUCAUCCUGCACUUCAGUCAUAACGCACUGACAGAACGCAGUUGUUUGGAAGAGGAUCAGCUGUACAUCGCUUAUGCAGAUAUGAUGGCAAAGAGUUGUGCUGAAAAUGAGGAAGAGGAUGAGGAAGGCAAAGAGAAAACAUUUGAGGAGAAGGAGAUGGAGAAGCAGAAGACUCUGUAUCAGCAAGCGAGACUUCAUGACAGAGGAGCAGCAGAGAUGAUCUUACAGAUGAUCAGUGCCAGUAAAGGUGGUUUGGGUUCAAUGGUGACGUUCACGCUGAAACUCGGCAUCUCCAUUCUCAACGGUGGAAACACUCUAGUUCAGCAGAAAAUGUUGGACUAUCUCAAGGAGAAACGAGACGUGGGAUUUUUCAAGAGCUUGUCAGGACUGAUGCAGUCGUGCAGUGUUUUGGAUCUGAACGCGUUUGAGCGUCAGAAUAAAGCCGAGGGUUUGGGAAUGGUGACUGAAGAGGGCUCCAUCAACGUGAGGGAGCGCGGUUCUAAAGUUCUUCAGAAUGACGAGUUCACCAAAGAUCUGUUCAGGUUUCUGCAGCUCUUGUGUGAGGGUCACAAUAACGAUUUCCAGAACUUUCUGAGAACACAGACCGGAAACACGACCACGGUGAAUAUCAUCAUCAGCACCGUGGACUAUCUGCUCCGACUGCAGGAGUCCAUCAGUGAUUUUUACUGGUAUUACUCUGGUAAAGAUGUCAUGGAUGAAGCCGGUCAGCGUAAUUUCUCUAAAGCUCUCGCUGUGGCCAAACAGAUCUUCAACUCACUCACUGAAUACAUUCAGGGUCCGUGUAUUGGGAAUCAGCAGAGUUUAGCUCACAGUAGACUCUGGGAUGCAGUUGUUGGAUUUCUGCAUGUUUUUGCCAACAUGCAAAUGAAGCUGUCACAGGACUCCAGUCAGAUCGAGCUGUUGAAGGAGUUGAUGGAUCUACAGAAGGACAUGAUCGUCAUGAUGCUUUCUCUGCUGGAAGGAAAUGUUGUUAACGGGACUAUCGGCAAACAGAUGGUGGAUACUCUAGUGGAGUCCUCCAACAAUGUUGAGAUGAUCCUGAAGUUCUUUGACAUGUUCCUAAAACUGAAAGAUCUAACCACCUCUGAAAACUUCAAAGAACACGAUCCCGACAGGAAAGGAGUUAUCUCCAAGAAAGAGUUCCAGAAGUCCAUGGAGAACCAGAAACAGUACUCACAAUCUGAGAUUGAGUUUCUGCUGUCCUGCGCUGAGGCCGACGAGAAUGACAUGUUCAAUUAUGAGGAGUUUGUGAAACGCUUCCACGAACCCGCGAAGGACAUCGGCUUCAACGUGGCGGUUCUGCUCACCAACCUAUCAGAGCACAUGCCUCACGAUUCCCGUCUCGCCACCUUCCUGAACUUAGCAGAGAGCGUCCUGAACUACUUUGAGCCCUUCCUGGGCCGCAUCGAGAUCAUUGGCGGCGCGAAGAGAAUCGAGCGAGUCUACUUUGAGAUCAGCGAGUCCAGCAGAACCCAAUGGGAGAAACCGCAGGUCAAAGAGUCCAAACGGCAGUUCAUCUUUGAUGUCGUCAACGAGGGCGGAGAAUCCGAGAAGAUGGAGCUGUUUGUGAACUUCUGCGAGGACACCAUCUUUGAGAUGCAGUUGGCGUCUCUGAUCUCUGAGCCGGAUGCUGCCGAGAGACCUGAGGAUGAUGAAGAUGAAGAUGCUCAGAGUGUGGCUGAGAAUCUAGAGGAGGAAGAGGAAGAUGGUGCACUGGAGUCUUCCUCAGCAUUCACUCUGGCCUGUGUCUCCAUGAGGAAGAGUCUGGCCAACCUCCGGCAGAUGUUGACCCUCAAGAGCAUGAAGAGGCAGUACAGGAGGUUGAGGAAGAUGAGCGUGAGGGAAAUGAUACGAGGGUUUUUCUACUUUUUCUGGAUGAUCUUCACCGGUAUGUUCCGCUUCUUCUACAACCUGAUGUGGGGGUUCUUCCACAUCCUGUGGUCCACCUUGUUUGGUGGAGGUCUCGUGGAAGGAGCUAAAAACAUGAAGGUGACGGAUAUUCUGGGCAACAUGCCUGAUCCCACACAGUUUGGGAUCCAUGGAGACGUUCUGGAGAUUGAGAAGCUGGAAUACUGUGACAUGUCUUCAGUAGCCGAGCUCAGACAUAUCGCAGCCGGAGAGCAGACUGAGAUGGACCUCAUGUCAGAACUCAUGAACAUUCAUCCCAGGAGAGAAGGAGGCAAACACGGGAUGGAGCCGGGUCUCGGAGACGUGUCAGAGGUGGUUGGAGAGGACACUCCUUCUUUAGCCAGCGCUGUACAUCAGAAGAAAGCUCAGGAAGCGGCCACUAAACAAGCAUCCGAGACUGAAACUAAAUGUGAAUCCGAGAAGGCAGAUAUGGAGGAUGGAGAGAAGAAAGACCAGGACAAGAGUAAAGAGGAAGUGCUCAAAGACCCGCUGUCAAAGGAAGACAAGAAGCCAAUGAAGAAAAGACGUGGACAGAGGAAAGAGCCGGCCGAGGCGUUCAUGGCAUCAUUUUUCGCCGGUCUGGAUGUCUAUCAGACUAAAAUGCUGAAUUAUCUGGCCAGAAACUUUUACAACCUGCGUUUCCUCGCUCUGUUUGUGGCGUUUGCCAUCAACUUCAUCCUGCUCUUCUACAAGGUGACCGGUGAGGACUCUGAUGAUCUGGACCCGUGGACUCGUCGAGAGGAAGAUGAUGAUGAAGGCGUUGUGGAGUAUUUUGUUCUUCAGGAGAGCACCGGUUACAUGGCACCGACUCUCCGAUUCCUCGCCGUCAUGCACACGCUCAUCUCGUUCCUCUGUGUGGUGGGAUAUUAUUAUCUGAAGGUGCCUUUGGUGGUUUUUAAGCGUGAGAAGGAAAUCGCUCGUAAGCUGGAGUUUGAUGGUUUGUACAUCACUGAACAACCGUCUGAUGAUGACAUUAAAGGACAGUGGGACAGACUCGUCAUCAACACACCAUCUUUCCCCAACAACUACUGGGACAAAUUUGUCAAACGCAAGGUCAUAAAUAAAUAUGGAGAUCUUUACGGUGCCGAGCGGAUCGCUGAACUGUUGGGUUUGGAUAAAAGUGCUCUGGACUUCAACCCAACUGAAGAGACGGUCAUUAAAGAUGCUUCACUGCUCUCCUGGUUGAGUUCCAUUGACACAAAGUAUCACAUCUGGAAAAUGGGCGUCGUGUUUACAGAUAAUUCUUUCCUGUAUCUGGUCUGGUACACCACCAUGUCUAUACUGGGACACUAUAAUAAUUUCUUCUUUGCUGCCCAUCUGUUGGACAUCGCCAUGGGCUUCAAAACCCUGAGGACCAUCCUCUCCUCCGUCACACACAACGGCAAACAGCUGGUGUUGACGGUCGGGCUGCUCGCUGUGGUCGUGUAUCUCUACACUGUCGUGGCGUUCAACUUCUUCCGCAAGUUCUACAACAAGAGCGCCGACGAGGACGAGCCUGAUAUGAAGUGUGAUGAUAUGAUGACUUGUUAUCUGUUUCACAUGUAUGUGGGCGUGCGAGCUGGUGGUGGUAUCGGUGAUGAAAUCGACGACCCAGCGGGUGACCCGUAUGAACUCUACCGGAUUCUGUUCGACAUCACCUUCUUCUUCUUUGUCAUUGUGAUUCUGCUGGCCAUCAUACAAGGUUUGAUCAUUGAUGCUUUUGGAGAGCUGAGAGACCAACAGGAACAAGUCAAAGAAGACAUGGAGACUAAAUGUUUCAUCUGUGGUAUUGGUAAUGAUUAUUUCGACACGACGCCGCACGGCUUUGAAAGUCACACGUUACAAGAGCACAACCUCGCAAACUACCUAUUCUUCUUGAUGUACCUGAUCAACAAAGAUGAAACUGAACACACCGGUCAGGAGUCGUACGUGUGGAAGAUGUAUCAGGAGAGAUGUUGGGAUUUCUUCCCAGCUGGUGAUUGUUUCCGUAAGCAGUACGAAGACCAGCUGGGUUAGACUGCAGAACCAGAACCUUCUUAAGAACCUGGACCUUCUGAAAACACAGAACCUAUUGAAGAACGACACAACGGCGUCUGACGUUUCCUGCGUUACCUCGAGAAAUAGUGCCAAUUUAGUCUUUCACUCUGUUUUGUUAGUUUCGAACAUUGUUUUUCGUUAUUGGUCAGAAAACAAGACAAAAUAAAAACUCUACACGUUGCCUUCUUCGACCCCAAAACCAUUGCACAAAGUUUUUUCAUCUCUUUUGAGAAACUCUUGGUUGCGUGGGGGUUACCAAACAACGUCUCCACACGUAUAUAUGCACAAGAAAUCUACUUCAGUGUUUGGAGAGCAUGAUGAACAAAUGAUGCCAAAAGUGCGCGUGAAGAAGAGAGCGUACAGUACAUGUGUUUCUAACAUUUCAGAUUUUCUUUUCCUGCUUGCUGAAAUACGGUGAGAACGAGCUCGUGUUUAUAAAGGGUUGGUUGGUCUUGCGAUGAAUUGUCUACUUAAAUAUCUUCAUGAAGUGCCUUACCUCCAUGACAUGUGAGCUAUGCAAGAUCUGUGGUUUCCUCUCUGAUGUUGUACUGCGGUAAAUGUCUGAACCGGACGAGAGUUUGAGGCGUUUGACUCGUGUUCAUGUGGAACGGGUGAUUUGGAGUGUCUCGUGGGUUUGUGGGCUGUUGUUGUCAUGUUCAAACAGAUGAAAAUAAUGUCCCGUCUCCUCAUGUAAAUGACACAGAACAUGGAAAUGCUCUUGUUUGGCUGUUUGUACGUCGUAGCUUUGCUGAGUUGUGCAUUUCUUUUGAAGGACAAAUAAAGAUAUUGA